This is a messenger RNA of Acyrthosiphon pisum (pea aphid), 2033 nucleotides long. RefSeq names its product E3 SUMO-protein ligase KIAA1586-like. Lineage: Eukaryota; Metazoa; Arthropoda; Insecta; Hemiptera; Aphididae. The transcript has 4 exons. The record is from RefSeq and is a predicted model, not a curated record. The annotation marks the transcript as partial.
AUGGCUGAGCAAAAAAGAUGUAACAGCAGUAAUAAUUUACUUGAUUAUUUCGAAAAGCAGACUAAACAAAUGAAAAAAACAGAUAUAAAUCUUACAUCAGAUGAAGAUGACAUUGUGCAAGUUGCCAAACCAGACUGUUGGGACCUCAAACAAGUGAAAUAUUUCUCUGAUGAGUACCAAUGGUUAUUUUUCAACGGAAAAAAUUUGGGCUGCAAGUAUUGUAAAAAUACAAAUUCAACAUUGUUAAAAUCUCAAGGUGUUCAUUGUGCGAAAGAAUGGAUUAAUGGUGAAGUAUGUGGUAUAGGAGACAAUAUGAGUAAGCAACAAGCUAAUUUAAGAAAAAAAAUAUGCAAGCACAGAAACUCCAAAGCUCAUAUACAUUGUGAACAGAUUAUUGAAAAAAGUAAAUUAGAUGUGAUACCUAAACAACUAAUGAAAUUAUCUGAUAUUGAGUGUAAGAAAACUGAGUAUAUUUUUAGAACAACAUACUACAUUGCAAAAAAUCAACGUCCUUAUAGUGACAUGCCUAAAUUAAUAGAUUUACAAGCAAAGAAUUCUUUAGAUAUGGGACGUAUACUGCAGAGUGAUAAAUCUUGCGCUAAUAUUAUAAAUCAUAUUUCAUCAGAGAUGAAGAAAAUAAUUUGCAAUGAUAUAGUUGAACAUAACACAAAAAUUUGUAUCAUUGUAGAAGAGUCAACUACUCUUAGUCAAAAAACCAUGUUAGUCAUUUGUUUAAGGACUGCAAUUGCUGAUAAUAAUAUUACAUUUUUUUUUGAUAUUGUGGAGUUGAGUAAUACAUCAGCAGACUCAAUAAAAAAUGCUAUUUUGUCAACUCUUGCAAUGUAUGGUUUAAUUGAUGAAUAUCUGAAAAACAAUUUUGUUGCAUUUGUUAGCGAUGGGGCUUCAGCAAUGUUAGGUAGAAUAUCUGGUGUUGGAACGCAGUUAAAAAAAAUCGCUUGGAAUUGGCUUCACCAAAAAACUCAAAUAUUUGAGUUGAAAAUGUGUGCUGCAUCUUUAGAGCAAAAUUUAAUGAAAAUUGGAAAAAUAUUUACCAUAAGAUGGGUUGCCUCGAGUGAGAAAACAUUGAAAGCUGUGUGGAACAAUUUUGAAGCAUUGAACAAACAUUUUUCUAAUUCUGCCAUAGAUAAUUUAAGAAACGGUAAAGAAAGAUCCAAAUAUUCAGGUUUAUUGAAAAUACUUGCUUCUGUAGAGUUUGUUGGCAAUUUAGGUAUUAUGUAUGACGCUUUAACUGAGUUAGCUGAUUUAUCUUUAUUACUUCAAGAUAGAUGUUUAAGUCUAUCAGAAGCAAAUAGUUGUAUUGAUCGAACAAUUCGAAUUUUUGAUUCUAUGGCAGAAAAUCAUGGACCCAAGUUUAAAGAAGUAAAUGAUGCAUUUGCCAAAUCAGAUGCAGAGUUUAAAAAUGUGAAACUAGCAACCAAUAAAUCAAUUCCAAAAAUCAUUUCAUCACAGUUUUUUAGAAGCCUUGCAAAUAAUUUAAGAAGUCGGCUGUUCACAACACAGGCAUCACAUAUGUCAUCAGUAAAUGACAGUCAAUUUAAAGAAAAGUAUACACAACUACUCAAAGACCUAGAUUAUUUAGAUGUGAAAAAUUGGCCAGAUGAUUGUGAUAUAAUGUAUGGUGAUGAAAACAUAAGAAGAUUAGCAGAACAGUUUCAAGUAGAUGAAGUUGCGUCUGUAAGAGGAUUUCGUGUGUUUAUUGAUACUAAGAAUAGUUCCACAGUACUCGAUUUAAAACCUUUAUUAGAUAUUAUAAAUACAGUAGCUAUAUCAUCAUCUGAGUGUGAGCGUGUGUUCAGUUCUAUGAAUAACAUUGUAACUCCAAAAAGAAAUGCAUUGUCAACCACAAACAUGUCAUCGUUGUUAUAUAUACAUUGUAUUGGUCCUCCUGUACACUUAUUUGAACCAAACCAUUAUGUUACAUCUUGGAUACGCAACGGUAAUAGAUCAGCUGACGAAGUAUGCGGUUCAAAAAGAAAUUUAAACGAUGAAGAACAUACUCAUAAAAAUAUGUG